Molecule: messenger RNA, 2243 nt
Organism: Drosophila rhopaloa
Lineage: Eukaryota; Metazoa; Arthropoda; Insecta; Diptera; Drosophilidae
Gene: mdu
Product: probable basic-leucine zipper transcription factor N
Exons: 4
Coding region: 361-1791 (476 amino acids)
Source: RefSeq, a predicted model, not a curated record
UCUUCGUCUUCGUCUCGUUUUAGUUUGGCCGCCAGUUGUGUUUUCGAUUGCUCUGCGUGCUGGUCGUUCAUCCAAAUAUCUCCGAAUUUCCGAUUCUUCGCGCCUACUACAACUCCCAUUCAUCCGUCUGUUUUGAUUGUUUGUUUUCCUCGCUGCACUUUUUGCGCGCGCGCAGCCGCCGAUAAAAAGAGAAAAACCAGGAGUAAAUCUGCAAUCUGCAGGAGUGCAAUUUCAAUAGGCGAUCCCGUGAAUGUGUCGCAAUUGAAACAUUUAUUUUCGUCCCUUUUUUUUGUCAAAUUUUGUUCUGUUAAGUGUUAAAACGAAUAUUUGCAGCAACCGCAAAACAAAUUUUUAAACAAAAUGCAGCAAAAAGUUGAAGAGAAAAUCGAUCCCCUGACACGCAUCCAGGAGGAGAUCAAGGAGGUGGUGCGGCGCGAGGAGGAGUACCGCCAGCUGGCCACGCUCUCCUCCAGCACGACCCUCGCCUCCCCCUCCGCGGUGGAGUUCGAGGCGUACACGGUCAAUGGCAACGGCCUGGAUUUUGGACAGAAACUGGAGCAGGAUGAGGAGCAGGAUCACGAGCAGGAUGAGGAUCUGGGCCAGGAUCAAGGCGUACUGGUCACCGCACAGCCGGCGGCCGUGCAGACCACCUCGCUCCUGCUGCCCAUCGACGAGCUGUCCAACACACCAUCGCUGGCCUCCAGCGUGAACAGCGGCAAGGAGGAGAGUCUGGACGGGCAGCACUCGGACGACUCGGGCAUCUCGGCCUCCUCGCAGAGCAACACCAUCACCAGUGCCAGUGCCAGUGCCAGUGCCACCGGCGGUGGUGUGGCCAAGCAGCCGCUCAAGCUGACCGUGGUGACGCGCCAGGAGCAGCGCUACAUCGGCCCCAAUUGCUACAACCUGACCCCCGAGCCGCCGCAGCAGAAGCUCAUCACUCGCACCAUUUCGACGCCCCAGCUGGGCGGUCUGCCCCAGAAGCGGCAGUUCGCCUUCGGUGGCGCCACCAAGGGUGUGAUGCAGCGCUUCAUUGCCUCGCAUGGCAAACUGGCCCCCACCAGCCCCCUGCCGCCCGCCUCGCCAAUGGCCUUGAAUUUGAACCUGACCAAUGGAAAUGGUGGUGGUAGUGCCAACAACAACAACAACAACCAGAACAACAACACCCUCAAGCUGAACACACGCACCGCAAUGGCCUUUCUGGAAUCCGGCGGCCCAACGGCGGGCAUCACCUCCUCCUCGGUGACCCUGUCGCCGGCGGCCAUCGAGCGGGACUCGGAGGGACGUCCCCUGCGCCGAGGCUAUGUGCCCGUGGAGCAGAAGAUCCAGCGGGAGCUGCAGGACCUCAAGUCGCGCGAGUCGGAGCUGAAGCGCCUGCGCAAGAUCAACAGGCAGAACACCCUCAAGGCCUCCCUCGAUAAGCUGCAACUCAGCACAGAUGACGAGGCCGAUGCGGAUGACGAUGACGACGAGGACUCCGAGGUGGAGCACUGCUACGGACCAGGAAAACUGCGCAACGCCCAGUCCACACAGGAGCUCGAUAGGAAUGGAAACGAGCAGGAGAUCGUCCACAAAUCCUCGGGCAAUCGCAGCCUGAACGCGACCGCCUACAUGGCCAAUGGAAUCAAUGGGAUCAGCAAUGGCAAUGGGAAUGGAAUGCGGCCAGCGAUGUCGCUGGCCCAGCUCUGUGAUCUGACGCCCGAGGAGGCGCCCUCGUCCCGGGGCCUCAUUGCCCAGUGGGAGAGCCUUAUCAAGAAGAACGCCGAGGUCGGAGCGGUGGAGGCGAUCAUCUAGGGACUCCGGAUGAGGGAACCCACACCAACGAUCUGGUGCAGAGCAGACCAAAUUAUUAUUGUAGUGUCCACACUUACGAACUUGAUCCUACCACUCCCACACCCACACCCACUCACCCUCGUCCUUCUCGUCCUUUUCCUCUUGCGAAAGCUGCUUAUCAACGAAUUAAUCUAAACGCCAACCGAUGGGUAUUGAAAUUAUAACCGAAUUGAAUUGCCUGUACUUAAAGCGUAAUUAAUUGUGUAAUUUAUAAUAUGUGUACGUGAACUGUUCGAUAACCCUGUUGUAUAUAUAAUUCUUCGCGUUUCCAGUGCGAGUACAGUCGACUUGCUUAUAAUUUAUUACAAAUCAACUUUACAUAUACCUUAUAUUAAUAUAUAUAAACAAAAUACUAUAUGUACGAAACCAAUAUGCGAAAACGAUUUAAUAAAUACAAAAAAAAAACAAACUAA